Messenger RNA from Hyla sarda, 2237 nucleotides. It is a transcript of the gene VAPB, whose product is annotated as VAMP associated protein B and C. Gene Ontology annotation, biological process: endoplasmic reticulum membrane organization. The coding region runs from base 147 to 878 and encodes 243 amino acids. The record is from RefSeq and is a predicted model, not a curated record. Gene Ontology annotation, cellular component: plasma membrane; endoplasmic reticulum membrane. NCBI's taxonomy places the organism in Eukaryota, Metazoa, Chordata, Amphibia, Anura, Hylidae. Gene Ontology annotation, molecular function: FFAT motif binding. The transcript is spliced from 6 exons.
GGGCCUUGCAGUGCGUGACGUCAGCAGCCUCCGCCCUCCGCCGCUUUGCUGCAUCACCAGCUCCUGCACUGCUCACUGCACAGGCCCCGAGCACCCCCUGACCGCUGCAUGCACUGCCCCUUCCCAGAGAGCACACCGGAGGAGAUAUGGCCAAAUCCGAGCAGGUCCUCGUCCUGGAGCCUCAGCACGAGCUUAAAUUCAAAGGUCCUUUCACAGAUGUCGUUACAACAAACCUGAAACUCUCGAACCCCACAGAGAAAAAUGUUUGUUUCAAAGUGAAGACCACAGCGCCUCGCCGGUACUGUGUGCGACCUAACAGCGGGGUCAUUGAUGCUGGCUCCUCAAUCAAUGUAUCUGUUAUGCUCCAACCCUUUGACUAUGAUCCUAAUGAGAAAAGCAAGCAUAAGUUCAUGGUCCAGUCCAUGUAUGCACCGCCAGACACCACCGACAUGGAAGCCGUUUGGAAAGAAGCUAAGCCAGAUGAUUUGAUGGAUUCGAAACUCCGGUGCCUGUUUGAGCUUCCUUCUGAGAAUGACAAGCCCCAUGAAGGUGAAGCAAACAAGGUCCUCUCUAGCAGUGUAACAAAGGCAGAAUCCACCUCCAUGUUCAAAUCCAUAAGUUCCAGUCUGGACGACUCUGAGCAAAAGAAGGUCUUUGAAGAAAACAAGCGGCUGCAGGCGGAAAUUCAGAGACUACGAGAGGACUAUAAACAGCUUAAGGAAGAAGAUGGAUUGAGGAUGCGAAAAAUCCAGGCCUCCAGUAACCCUGUGUCUUCAUCCACUAGCCUUGUAAAAGAAGAAGGCUUAAACCCACGGAUACUCGCCCUGGCAGUCUUGGUUUUCAUUAUCGGUGUAAUCAUAGGGAAAGUGGCCUUGUAGACGACGCAUGCUUUAAAGGAAAAGAGGAAAAAAAUUACAAAAAUCAUACUGUCGAUGGUUUAGCCAUAUCAAUGAAAAAUUUAAAUUUAUUCAUAACGAGAGCGAGAGAAAAAAAAUGUACAACAUUUCACAGGUCCUGCCUUUAAGUUCCUCCCCUCUCCCACCGCUCAGUUCUAACAUUUUUGCUUCUAGGAUCAGAUCAAUUGUACAGAAUGAUUCUUUAGCAAAGAUCAUUAUUGAUUAAAUAACAAACGUCACCUAAUUCUUCAAUGUCGUACUGUAAAAUGUCAUUUUAAAGACAAAAAAAGAGAAAAAAACAAAACACAUUUUUUAAAUCUCUGGAUAAGUCUCUCUGGUUUACCUCUUUUAAGAAAAAAAUAUAUAAAAAAAUAAGUCAAGGAAAUAGUCAUCACUUUUGGUCCAGUGGCGUUUAGGUUCCAAGGGAGGGGAAGUGGUAUUUUUUUUUUCUGCCCUCUAGUUUAUGUAUACAUAUAUAAAUAUAUAUAUAUAAAUAUAAUUAGUUAUACUUGCUGCUCAUGAAGGAUUACGUCCAUUUUUAAGUGUAUAAACCUUCCCGAUCUCCUGUGCUGUAUACUGCAGUUGCAGCCUUCCUGAAUUUGUACAGUUGCCAGUUCGAGGUUUGGGGGGGCGGGGUGGGGAGCCGGCCAAAUUUGGAGUGGUGUUUCGGUCAUCCCGGCUGCCAAGGCUGUACAGUACAGAGAUAUAUAUAUUUUUUUUCUUUUUUGCAACGGUUAUGGGACGCAGACCUAUAUGUACAGAAGUUGCUUAUUGCAUCAAGUACUGACUCGUAAUAACAGGGAUUGGGCGCGCUGGCAUAGCAGUGAAUAUCGGGUGCUGGGGAAUAGGGUUUUUUUGGCAUAGGGACCAAACAGGAGACCAUCAUAUAGUAUUUUGUACAGGGUAGGGUAAAGAGUCUGGCUCUACCUUCCCCAUAAUAAAGCCAUUUACAGUGUUUUCCCCCACAUCACUAUCCAUUCUCUUCUACCCAUUGUUUAGGUGAUCUGUUGAUGUGGACACACAGCCGUCUUUGUCACGCGUACAUAAAACCUGCACACGUUUCAAGUAUAUAGUUUGGCGUUCAUUGUCUUUACCUACGGGGGUCUUUUGUGUGUUACUUCUGUGUGGUGAAACAAAAACGUUUCCAAUGAACAUCUUAAGACAUUGGGUCUUGUUGAAGAUUUUGCGUCCCCCACCCUCCCCUUUUUUUUUCUUUUUUUCCUUCCCACCCUGCUCCUCCUUUUUGUUUUUAGGUAUACAAUCUGGGAGAGAAAUAAAACAACUAAAACUAAAUUUAACCAUAUUAGGUAUCCCUGCUGUAAAUUAAAUCUUUCAACAAUG